Lactuca saligna is the source of this 390-nucleotide messenger RNA. Lineage: Eukaryota; Viridiplantae; Streptophyta; Magnoliopsida; Asterales; Asteraceae. The record is from the annotation of a GenBank genome assembly.
AUGGGGAAUAAAAAUAAGAUCACCUUACAUUUUGAUCAUGUGUUUUGGCCAAAUGUUGAGUUAUUGGGUACAGUUGCCUCGACAUCGUAUUCUUGUGGGUAUUUUCUUAAUCUACACAAAGCAACUGGCAACCCUGUUCUUGUUUAUAUGGCUGCUGGGAGAUUCGCUUAUGAUCUUGAGACGCUUUCAAAGGAAGAUGCUACCAAGUUUGCGAUGGUGCAGCUUAAGAAAAUGUUUCCAGAAGCAGCCGAGCCUGUUCAAUAUUUGGUAUCGCAUUGGGGAACGAACCCAAACACCUUCUGGAGUGCAUCUCCUACCAAAAGUAUGCAAUCCAACAUAAUCUUAUUGGCUCCCAAGAUCUCUGCAAGCAUAACGAAUAAUGGGUAUUAA